UCUAAAAAUUGUUUCCUAAAAAUAUUUCAUCUUCCACCUCUCCUCCUUCCUCUUCUCUGGUUAAUGCUUUUGCCUAAAACAUUUUCUCAUUUUCCCGCUGCUACCUCCUUCCCCUUCCCCUCUCUAGUUUUUCUUCUCCUUUACCUCUCUGGUUCUUUGAGCUCUAAAUUCAACAUUCACAUCACACACCGCACUAAUCACCCUAUCGCCGCUCCUAUUCCCCCACCGCCGCGUUGCUGCUACUGUUCUCACCGACGCGUCACCGCUGUUGUUCCCCCACCGCCGAAUUCGUCCUCUUCCUACUGCCGUUGCAACACACAUGUGUAGCUCCUCCUUAUCGCUUAUAGCAGUCGACGAUGUGAUUGAAGGGAGCCGUAAAUACAUAAAUGUAUAUGUAUACAACACGAUAGAUGUUGUUGGUAUUGAUGAUGUUGAUAGGCUAGCAAGACUGGCAAACUCUAUUGUCAUUAGUGCCAACAUGAAGAUUGUUGGCAAGAAUGUGCAGUGGGCGGAGAAGGGACUAGUUAGAGGUUAUACUAAGCCUUAAGGCCGACAACUUAACUUUUGUGAGCCAGUGGUUCUCUCUGCGGUAUGUAUUCUGAUCAUAUCUCUAUCUCUCUCUCUCUCUCUCUCUCUGGGCGGACAUUUGAUAUUGCUUAUAAGACCUAAUUUAUCAAACCUACUGAUAAGACCCUAAAGAUCCUCAACAAAGUUUUAGUGAAUUACAAACUGGUUUACUCAUUUUUGUCCUCGUCAGUUAGUAUUUGAUUUUAUGUCUACGGUUCAUUUGUUGUAAAUUCUUGAAUUAUACAGUUAUACAUCUAUAGUUAUUGAUUUGAAAGGAAUUCCUUGUGGAUUUUAGUUUGCAUGCUUUAUUUAUAUCCUAUAUCCCGCUUGUAAAAUAAAACAUUGCCGAAUUCAUAAAUACGUGUUUUGAACAUUUUGU
This is a messenger RNA of Spinacia oleracea (spinach), 946 nucleotides long. Its product is annotated as developmentally-regulated G-protein 2-like. The transcript has 3 exons. Lineage: Eukaryota; Viridiplantae; Streptophyta; Magnoliopsida; Caryophyllales; Amaranthaceae. The record is from RefSeq and is a predicted model, not a curated record. Bases 320 to 547 code for a protein of 75 amino acids.